This is a messenger RNA of Siniperca chuatsi (mandarin fish), 8362 nucleotides long. It is a transcript of the gene ubn2a, whose product is annotated as ubinuclein 2a. The record is from RefSeq and is a predicted model, not a curated record. Bases 2180 to 5992 code for a protein of 1270 amino acids. NCBI's taxonomy places the organism in Eukaryota, Metazoa, Chordata, Actinopteri, Centrarchiformes, Sinipercidae. Gene Ontology annotation, cellular component: nucleus. The transcript has 17 exons.
UAAAAAAAAGCAGGGGCAAGUUAUGAGCGUAUACUGUAGAGGAAGAGAAAAAAUAAACAAGAAUAAGAAAAUAAAUAGAAUUAUCAAGCGCAAAUUAAACAUAUACAUAUAUGUAUUUACCAUUAUUUUUAAGAGACAAUCAAAAUGAAAGAUUUUUUGGCAUCUCAAUUUUGUUUUCUGUUCAUCUUUGAUAUAAAUGAAAUACAAAAACAAAAUGAAGCAGAAAUUAAUUAAAAGACAAGUGUCUGUUAGUCCACUUGCAUAUGUGAAUGUGAUAUUUACCCAGUAAAAUAAAAAAAAAGAUCCAGCGAGUGAGUAUGCAGAAUGAAAUAGAGAAAAUACAAGGAUCCAUCCCCAACUUGAAUUUCCUCACAGUUUAAUGUACAGGAAUUAGUCAGCUUUGCUGCUACACUUGUGCUGUGUGAAUUGUAUACUUCAUACUGACUCUAAGCAGGUUUUGAGUAUGUAGUGGAAAAGUAACAAAAUUAAGUAUACUAAAAUAAGUCAGUAUCCAAACUAAACAACCCUUGAUUUUUUGAGUGUCCUGUUGAAGCACUACAUUGCAAAGGAAUUGGAGAAGCUGCUCACAGCUGCAAAACAUGAGAAUAAAAUGCAAAUGGUGGUGAGGCAGCUGCAGAAACAUCAUAGGAAACAAGUAAACUAACAAAAGUAUUCUUUAAUAACUAUUAACAAUUGAAUCUCUGGAGAAACAUUUAGCUUUUUUCUUAGUGAAAUUUAUUUGGAAAUGGCAUGCCAAAGUUGCAGUUGUUUGAUUAGCAUGCAUUAGUGCAUGAAAUGUACCACUUCCUGUUAGUAUAACAAGGUUAAAGGAGUACUCCAUUGAUUUAGUAUUGUACUUCCAUAAAGUUAGGGUUUUUUUUUUUUGCAAGAGAGUUUAAAACAAGAAUGGUCACAAUUAAAGCAGCAGAGGCAGGGAAAUCCUGAAUUUUAGUCCCUAGUGUAAGUCAAGCUUCAAAAACACGUUUCAAAAACACAUAAAACCCCCCCUACAUUUCCCAUAAUGCAAUUCAAUAGCAUCUGUCAUUAAACCUCGUGGUUAACAUUGUGGACAGAGGUCCCUACAAAAACGACCUGGAAAUGCUAAUGUCGCGGCAAAUCGUUUUCACACGAAAACGCUGUUUUAAAAUUUAGACUGCUUAACGUAGACGUAAUCUAAGUUGUACUGCUCUUGACGAUUAAACUGAUCCUCGUGUAAAAUCUGUGAAGAGCUCUUUCAAUUGCAAAUUUGGCACCUUGACAGGACUGGCCACAUUGCUAUUAACCCCCAAGGUAGUAGGGGGUUAACAGGGGCCCAACAGCAAAAUGUUGCCCUGGUGCUUUCUAACAGGUUAAUCCAGCCAUGGUUUCCACCACAGUACCAAGCGCAGAAAGUCAAAUUUUAAUCUCUUUACACAGUUUAUCGUAAUUAGGAGCAUGUCUGCUACACUUAACUGUGUAUCAACAGGUGGUCAUUAGUGCCUGUAACUAAAUCAUCUGUGUUGGGGAGGUUAACUGGGACAGCCAAUCAUCUGGCUUUCUUUCUUCCAUUUCGUUUUGAUGUUUUGAGUGUGUGCUGGUGCCAUUGUAGAAAAAUGCACAAUUCAGCAUUUUCCUGAAUAGACACAAAGAAAGGCAUCAAUGUAAGGUGUCGGUUCCGUUAAUCGAUAUCUGGAUACAGACAGCAUGCGGUCUGUAUAUCCCACAGCCUGUCCUUCCCUCAGACACUUUAUAAAGGUCAUAAUAGUACUGAUAGUGUUGUUAUUAUCGCCUGUUGUGACAGAGGCGGGUUUAGGAUCGGGGCACACGGUGAUUGGACGUGAUGACCCCCCUGUGUCACGAUGCUUCCGCUCUGAGCGUACGCGCAGGCGCAGCGACCCUCUCUUCUGAUAUUUUAUUUACUCCCGAAACCCAAGAUGGCUCCUGUGAAUGUCUCGGUCCCAUAGCAAAUUGAGGAUGCAAGUAGCUGCCGAAAAAACAACUUUUCCCCGACCGUCGCAUCCCCUGGAGUUCAAUUCGUAUGGUGCGGAGGAGACCCUAACAUCCGUCUAGGCACUGAGCAGCCGUCGGAGCUUCGCGAAACCACCUUCAAUCCACCAAUUUGGAGUAGUUUCGCGAAGUAGCUCUUCUCCUCGCUGUCGCUGUCUGUCCGGAGCGAGGUUCAGACAGGCAGCUCAUCCAAAUGGCCGAACCGAGAAAAGUACAAUUUGUCACCCUCUCGGCCUUCACAGCUGGAGCAGCCGCGGAGUCUAGGAAACGCCUGCUGGAGGAUGAGGCCGACUUCAACUUCGGUAGAGCCGGGGAGGUCGAGGCAGCGACCGGGGCAGGGGGUGCUGCCAGCAACGGUCGUCUUGGCAAAACCAGCAACGGGGACAAGGCUGGAGCCGAGAAGAGGGCGACGGUGCGGCUCAACCUGUCCCUAUCCGAGCCUGACGACCGCUCCUCCGUCGAGUUUAAUUACGGCGAACUCAUCCAAAACCCCCAGGCAAAGAAUAAUCCAAGUCUGACAUCCGCCCACAAUCCCAACGACCCCUUCAACGAUGACGAGAGAGAGCGGCUUCAGGUUGAGGCCAUGGCAAAAAAGUUUGAAAAUAAAUAUGGUAACACAGGGAAAAAGAAGAGGAAGGACAGAAUGCAAGAUUUGAUUGAUAUAGGCUUUGGCUAUGACGAGACAGAUCCGUUUAUAGACAACUCAGAAGCUUAUGAUGAGCUGGUGCCUGCGUCUUUGACCACAAAGCUGGGAGGAUUUUAUAUCAACACUGGCACGCUGCAGUUCAGAGCGGCCUCCGACUCCGAGGGAGAGGGAGACAAGAAGCUGAAUGACGACAAGGGGCAGGUGAUUAAGAAGAGGAAAAAGAAGGAAGUUAACAAUCUUGAAGAGAAGAACCCGAAGAAGAACAGAGUACCUAAACAAGGAGUGACAGCCCUCAACCUCCACCGGCCAGAGAAGAAGAAGAGGAAGAAGCUGAUGAAGGACUCGCUGUACCUGGCGGCCAUGCUCCGCCGCUUCACCCGGGAGAAGGAGGAGAUGAAGAAAAGAAACCCGAACAUGGCGCAGCCUGGCCCGGCAGGAGGUGGGGCUAACAAACCCCACUCCACCAACUCAACGAACCACCUGUUGGCCUCUAACUCCACCCACCCGCAGGGCAACACAGCCAGCAACGACCUCUCACUGGCAGACCUCACCUCGGACCCCGCUGUGAUGUCACUGCUGGGCUCAGCCAAUGAGAAGGAGCUGCAGGAUCUCCUAUGCGACCUGGACUUCAGCUUGUUGGACACUGAGCAGCAGCACGCCAUGGUGGCAGCCAGGGAGAACGGCAUUCUGGGUGUAGGCGUUCCGACUAAUAAAGCUGCAGCAGCAGCAGCAGCAGCAGGAGGAGGUGGCCAAGGGCGAGGCCUGGGGUCCUCCAGCGCACUUUUGUCUCCGCCUCCGCUGCCUGAUGGACUGCCUGCUCCUCUUAUUAAACGCAUCGAGGACCUGCGGGCGGCCUCGCGGCAGUUUGAUCAAGAGGGCAGGAAGAAGUUUUUCACCUUGGACAUGAAUAACAUUCUCCUGGAUAUUGAGCUGCAGGUCCAGGAGCAGCCUUCUGUGGUGCGUUCAGACAUCUACUCGCACAUGGAGGCAUUUGUGCCGUGCAACAAAGAAGCCCUCCUCAAACGCAUGAAGAAGCUCAGUCUGAACAUCCAGGACGAUCGACUACGGACACCACUGUUGAAGCUGAAGCUGGCGGUGUGUAGUGUGAUGCCAGAGCAGAUAGCCAGAUACAACAUGGACUGCAUGGCCAAGGUUGCAAAGCAGCAGUCUGAAGAGGGCGAUAAGAACGGCUCAGAGGAGGAAGAUGAGGAAAAGCCUGGAAAAAGGGUGAUGGGCCCACGGAAGAAAUUUGUCUGGGAUGACAAGCUCAGGAACCUGCUGUGCAGCCUGGUGCGAGUGAAGCUGAGCUGCUAUGAGAUGGAGAACCAGUGCUCUCUGUCUGUGGAGGACUACCUCAAGGCCUUCUUAGAGAAUGAGGUCAAACCACUAUGGCCCAAGGGCUGGAUGCAGGCCAGGAUUCUGUUGAAGGAGAGCCUUUCAGUUCACAGUCACCUCACUGGAAACCUAGUCAAGAGGAGAAUGAUGCCUGGGCCCAAGGCCAAAGCCAAGGAGGGUCUUUGGAUCCACAAACCACCUCACACCAUGACCUCCACCCCGUCUCUGCCCACCUCCACAUCCGCUCUGACCUCCAACCGCCAGCUCGUCUCCUCCUCCUCACCCUCGGAGCCCAUCUGUCUGUCGGACUCUCUGGAUGAGGAUCUAACUGCUCCCUCUCUGGACUCCAUCUCCCACGCUCUGGCCCUCCUCAGCAAUGCAUCCAAGGGCCUCUCAGACAGCCCCUUGUCACCCCCACCCCUACAAAUCCCCACCUCCUCUCCUCCCCCCGUCACCCCUCACUACCCCUCAGCCACUCAGCUGUCUGCCUCGGUCACAUCCACAACGCAACAACAUUCCCUGUCUAAGGUGGAGACUGCUCAGCUGGCUGCUGCAUCUGCUGGGAACUUAACAACAACAACAACGCUACCAACCUCCUCUUCUACCUCCUCUUCCUCAUCUCCUGUUGUCGCCUCCAUGGCUCGUGUGCAGGCGGCAGGCCUGACGAUGGCCUCCAGGACUGCAAAUGGUCCCUACAGCCUGAUCAAAGGAUCUGGUGCCAUGGGCCAAACCCAGACUCAGAGACUUGUUACCAUGGCAUCACCCAAUCACAGGCCAAGCUCGGUGAUGGGCGGGAGCGGCAAGAUGCAUCCACACCCCUCCCCAUCGCCUCCGAAGCAGCGGCCUCCUCCCACGGCUUCCCCUCUGCUGCCCCCCCAUCAGAAGGGCUUUGUUAACCCGGUGGGGAUGCUGGGAACUAUGGGAGCCCCUCAAGGACUGACCAAGAGCAGUGCCAAAGCCAGCGGCAUCAACAGCAACGUCUGCGUCGUUAGCAGCAGCAUCACACCUUCUUCCUCCCCCUCCUCACAGUCCCGCUCCAGCUCUACCACCCACCCUGCCCUGCAGACCUUCUGCCCUCCCUCCCCGGUGGCCUCCUCGCCAUCCCCCACCACCCACACCUCACACUCAUCACAAGGUAAAUCCCACACACACCACCACCACCAGGCCAACUUCAUCACGCCCAUGCAGGCCACCCUCACCAAGUCCUCCCACAGCAGCAACUCCUCUCCCAUCAUCAAGCUCACCCCUCGGCCUCCUGCGCCCACCCCACCUCCCUCCUCCUCCCCCUCCCCGUCAUCCUCGCCCUCACACGUGCUCUCCCAUCAAAUGAUCCCCAGCCAACAGCAACAACACCAGUACUCCCCCAAAACCCCCAAAACGUUUCGGCCCCCAUUCAGUGUAUCGGGCGGCGGGCAGGUGAAGCAGACGCAGGGCAGCUGCAGCUUCGCUGGAGGCCAGAAAGCUCAGUCCACCACAAGCAACAGUAGCAUCAACAACAACUCCAACAACAAUAAGGGAGUGGUAUCAGCUAUCUGCAUUCACCCAGACAAAACUCCCUCGUCUUCUGCACCUUCAGUCUCAGCAAAUCACGGGCAGAGGCAGAGGAUGGUGGGCGGGGCUAACCAGAGCUCAAAGGCAGGAAACGGUUGGGCGGCUUCAGGAACUUUGGCCACGUCCUCCACAACGUCACACCUCUCACAGGUAUCAACAGCAGGCCCUUCCCUCCUGGGCAGCCCCUCUGCUCUGCCCCUCGGCUUUGGGAUGUUAGGAGGCCUGGUGCCCGUCUCGCUGCCCUUUCAGUUCCCCUCGUUGCUCAAUUUCAGCUCUCCUGGAGCCCCAGGGGCCGCUGGCAUGGGCUCAGCCCCCAGCUCCAACUCAGGAUACUCCCUAGCACAGAGCGACCUAAUGGAUCUGUAUAAGAGUCUCCAGUCAGGGUCGCAGGCUGCCCUACCUCCUCACUUGCAGCUUGCUUUCUCAGAUGCGAACCAAAGCCAGGGUGGAGACAUGAAGAGGAAAUCCCACUGACCAAUAACAGCGCAGGAGGUGGACACCAGUGGGGUGACAUCACAGCCUCCUGGACACAUCCACCAAUAGGAAUCUUCACUUUGAUUGACUGCCACAGCGAUGUGGUAUGAGGGGGCAGGGCUCCACUGCCUCUUUUAAAAUGGACCUAAAGGAGAAUCAGUUUAUCCUCGCUACAAGUGGCAAUGAUGAAUUAAUUUAACUGUAUUUUCUAACGAACCGGGUAUGAGAACAAGACGGAGUGAAUGACGAGAGAACUUAUUUUUUGUUCAGCUUAUUUUUAUUUUUGUCAACAUGUUUACAUAUGACCGACCUUGAUCACUGUGGAAUGAGUGUGAGCGAGGUGGUGGUACAGAUGAGAGUAGUAGUACGCUACGUAAUAUAAUUUGUAUUUAAGCUUAUGUGGAUUAACAGGACUCUUGUUCUUGCAGUACAAAAAGAAAAAAGAAAAACAGACUGAGUAAUGAAUUUUUAUUUUUCUGUCUUUUGUCUCAGAUGUGGGAAUCGUCGUGUCCGUAGAAAUUUUAUUGUUGGUCACCUCUGCUCCCACAAAUGACUGUUAAGUAGUAGCUUAAAUUAAUAUCGAUAAAUUAUUUGUAAUUUACACAGGGACAAAAACAUGUUAUAUUGUGUGUGUGUGUGUGUGUGUGUGUGUGUGUGUGAGCGAGAGAGCAGUGAGGUUGAUAUUGAAUGUGUAUGUACAUAAAAAAACACAAUAUACUGUUAAUUUCUUUCCAGAUUUCUCUGUAUGAAUGGAUAAGGACGUGUUUCCCCUUUUUUUCACAAUAAUGAGCGAGUCUAAGUUUGAUGCCCCUCUCUUGCUCAGUGUGUUUUUGGUGCUGUUUAAUCACACUGGACCUUUUCUGGAAAAAAGACUUGAAUUGAAAAAGUUUUGGGCUCCUCUUCUGGAGAGGGGAGCCGCCUGUGAGAGAGGGGAGAAACGUCAAGAUUGUAGCCUACUUGAAUCUUGUUUUUUUUUUUUGUGAAUUAAGAUUUUUUUAUUUACUUUAUCUGCUUAUUGACUCGAACCAACUUAAUAUAACACAACGCCUUAGUUUAUAUUGAAAAAGUAUGAAAAAGAUCUAUGCAGGACUGUAAAACGCUCAAUGCAAAAGUACAAGUCGUCGCUUGGCUUUCAACCUCUACUCAACUUGUCAGUGCAUUUCUGGAGUUGUGAAUGUUUGUAGAUGUUAUGUCACCUGAGACUCCUUUUUUUCCUGGUGUGUGUUCAGACAGGACGCAAAGCGAAUUUCAGAAGCGUAAAAAAGUUUGCAUACAAAGUCAAUGGAAAGCCGCGCAAGUUCGCCUGGGGUGCCGCAAAUGGGCGCGAAGACGAGUCUGCGCACAUUUAAAAUGUUCCAACUUUUCCGACAAAAAAGUCACAUUUAUCCCGCGUUCAUGUCAUAUUGUUUAAACCGUAAUUAUGAGCAACAGAGUGGGGAAACCAUUUACGUCAGCCUCCAGCUUGUAAUUCCGAGUCAGAGAUAUCUAUCUCUUUCUGAUACCGACGGUAUCUCUCGCUGGGUGGAAAUGACUACAUUUAUGUCCAACUGUUGGCAAAAUGGCUGCAAGUGCACCACCGCUAGCAGUUAACUAACAAUAAAAUCUAAUGUUAACACUAAUACAGUUGAUUCAGCUAAUUUAGAAGGAGCACUGUUUGUUUGUAUCUGGUAAUGAACUGCUACAAAUACACGACGAUGCAACAAAAUAAGCUACUUUUGGCAGUUUAUCUGGUGUGGCUACAAGGUUAGCAACGGUCGGUGCGUUGAACACAAACGCAACACAAACCGUUCCCACGGAAACGGUUGCUAGCUAGCUUCCAGCUAACGUCUGUACAUUGGCUGUUUGAGGGCGAAUAAACACAAACGGUCAAAUUUGCGCGAGGCUGAAAUUCCUUUGGCCGUCUGUGUGAACACACCUUUUAGAGAAAACUUCCCUCUGCUGAAUACCUCCGUAACAAAACCGUUCUUCCUGAGUCUCUCGCUGUCCUCCCCGGACUAGUUCCCCGCCCUCCUCCAUGUGUGUCAGUCUGACUGACCGGCUGCACCGAGAAUGGCGCCAAAGAUUGUUCUGUAGCUCACCUAUAUUGGAUGGGGUGCAGCUGGUCUGUGUGUGUGUGUGUGUGUGUGUGAGAGAGUGAUUAUUCUGACACCCCCACCCAAUGUAAACCGUUAAAUGUCAACGUGUGGUUGUUCAGGGUGUCAUUGUGAAGUCAUGUGACUGGAGCAGUGGGUGACAUCUUAUACAUUGUGCUUUCUUUGGGGGUGGGGAGGAUAAAAAUGACAUUUUGUGGUUAACUGGUUACUUAAUUUGGUCUUUUGUAGAUUAUUUUUGUGUGUCUAUUAUGAAAUUAAACAAAACAGGUGGUUUUCA